GCCACGUGAUCGUCUCCCCGCCCACGUUGGCGCCAUGCCAUCCGGUAGCUAAGCCGCGAGAGCUCCUCCUCCUCGUCGUCGUCGUCGACGCGGAGGGAUAAUAAUAUCUGCGCCAUGCGCGUCACUCUCCCCACCCCACCUCUCGCCACAGCUCCCAACUCCCCCGCGGCACAUCAACCUCGAUUCGGUCCCCGACAAAAACCCCCGGCCGGCCAGCCACCGCCUGCCUCUGUCUUGUCCACUUCCGGCCUGAUCCUCAAUUCCGUUGCCGCCGCGGCCGCCGCCGUGCGAGGUGGCGGAUGAGCGUGGUGGAACGAUGAAGGUGCUCUGCUCGGGGUGCGAGGCGGCGGAGGCGCGCGUGCUCUGCUGCGCCGACGACGCCGCGCUCUGCCCGCGCUGCGACCGCGACGUGCACGCGGCCAACCGCCUCGCCGGCAAGCACCACCGCUUGCCGCUCCUCUCCUCCUCUUCCUCCUCCUCCGCUCCCGCCGCCGCCGCCUCCUCCUCGCCCCCAAACUGCGACAUAUGCCAGGAGAGCCACGCCUACUUCUUCUGCGUGGAGGACCGCGCGCUGCUGUGCCGGAGCUGCGACGUCGCCGUGCACACCGCCAACGCCUUCGUCUCCGCGCACCGGAGGUUCCUCCUCACCGGCGUACAGGUCGGCCUCGACCCCGCAGCCGCCGACGACGACAACCAGCCAGACCCCGAGCCACAUAACAACAACGCCUCCUCGGCACCUCCCCUGCAGCCUCCGCCGCAGUGUGCGAGGAAGCGCAGCCCCUCGCCGCUCUACAGCGACGACGACGUGAUCGACUGGGCGACCGGCGGCCAGGCCGUCAGCAUCACCGGGAACCUUCCCGACUGGUCGGUCGUCAACGAGCAGUUCAGCACGCCGGCCCCGGCGGUGGGGCAGGCGGCGGAGCCGGUGGUGACAAAGACCCCGCCCAAGCGGAGCUCCCGCGGCCCCGUCACGCCAGCGACCGCCGCCGCGGUGUUCGGCAACCUCGCCGGCGGCUCGCCGGACUGGCCGCUCGACGAGUUCUUCGGCUUCGCCGAGUUCAACGCCGGCUUCGGCUUCACCGAGAACACCACCACGUCCAAGGCGGACAGCGGCAAGCUCGGGAGCAUGGACGGCACGCCGAACGGCAGGUCGUCGUCGUCGUCGUCGUCCGCCGCCGCCGCCGCCGGCCAGGACUUCUUCGGCCAGGUGCCGGACGUCCACUGGGCCGUGCCGGAGCUCCCCUCGCCGCCCACGGCCUCCGGGCUCCACUGGCAACGGGACCCACGCCACGGCGGCGUCGCCACCGCCGCCGCCGCCGAGGCCGGCGCGGUCUUCGUGCCGGACAUCUCCUCGCCGGAGAAUCCCUUCCGCUGCUUCGCCGCCGGCGCCGGUGACCACACAGUGAAACGGCGGAGACGAUGCUAAGCCGCAGACACCGGCGACAAAAAUUAGAAAGAGAAAAAUUAAGAGCAAAAUAAUAAGGGUCAAAAUGUUCAACUUGGUACAUGUAAGCUGUAACUAGCUAGAGAGUAGUAAUAUUAUGAGUGUGAGAUUAAUUAGUGGUAAUCCGUUGAAGCAAGUUGAUACUGCUGCUACUACUACUAGGUGAUUAAUUAGGGGGUGCAAUGUUGCAUUUGUGUCACGUUCUGUUCCUAGCUGAAGUAGAAAUUAAGGCCAGUUAAAAAAAAUCCUAGAAAAAGGAAAUAAAACGGAGAAAAUCGACAUGCAGGUUCUUAUA
Molecule: messenger RNA, 1739 nt
Organism: Oryza brachyantha (malo sina)
Lineage: Eukaryota; Viridiplantae; Streptophyta; Magnoliopsida; Poales; Poaceae
Product: B-box zinc finger protein 22
Exons: 3
Coding region: 317-1426 (369 amino acids)
Biological process (GO): photomorphogenesis; regulation of DNA-templated transcription
Cellular component (GO): nucleus
Molecular function (GO): zinc ion binding
Source: RefSeq, a predicted model, not a curated record